UGACACGCCCGAAAAUAUGGUGGACAAUAUGUGCUUUAAAAACAGCUAACAAAGGAACCUGAAACAGCUGGGCGCCGUUCCUAAACCGUUGUCGAAUUCCACGUCAUUUUAAAACGUCAAUGAACUGACGAGAACACCUGGGCGUUAUUAUACUGAGCCAUUAUGGAGUUCCACGGCUCAUCACACAGAAAAUGUGUUUAGCUGGUAUUCAAAAAUUUAAAAACGAAAAGAGCAGAUAAAGGAUUGCACCCGUGACAGAGACAUCUCUUCGGACGUGCCUUAACAUCAAGCAGAGGUUAAUCGGCAGCUCGUCGAAGAAAAACUUUACUUACGCCAUAUUGAAUCCAAACAUAACUUUGAGUUCGUCUACAAAUAUUGCAAAACAAAAAAUGUCACAGAACGCCAUUGAAUUAAAAGAUAUCGCAGUCGAAACGAAGCAAAAUGGUAAUGGAUUGUCGAAGCUGCGCUGUGCCAAGUUCCUGUUGAUGUGUUUGCUCAUCGACGUGAUAGUCGCAAUCGUAUUAUUCGGAAGUGACGUCACGAAAUUUACAGAACUUUUACCGAAUUUCCCUUUGUUCGAUCUAUUCGUCUCAGUGCGGGAGAAAAAAACGAUUUUAGUAUGGAACAGUGCGCAUAGAAUUGAGACUUCCGGCUUCGGGUUUGGUUACAAACCAUUCGUCCAGCAUAGAUGUGAAGUCUCCGAUUGUAUCUUGUUUGAUAACGCCACAUUGUCCGUGUGGCAGCCUCUCGAAAGCUACGACGCCAUUAUUGUGAACAUGCACGAAUUGUGGGAGUCGCCUACUACUAUGCCUAUCGACGUCUAUGUCCUGGGUAAUAUUUUCAAUUGGACUAUGACUUAUAGACUUAAUUCGGACGUAAAAUUGCUCUACGGACGCAUUGAAGCUGGCCCGACGGCUCCCAAGACAAGUGAGGAAACAUUAAAGAUGAUUGAGCGAACGCGUCUUCCUUCGUCCAAAAACUACGCCACCACUAAAACCAAUUUAGUGGCUUGGAUGGCAUCGCAUUGCGAAACAAACGGUCUGAGAGAGACCUACGUCCAACAGCUGCAGAAGUUUAUUCCAGUCGACAUCUAUGGCGAAUGCGGCAAUUUAACUUGCCCACGAAACGAUCACUGGAUAUCUUAUCCGGAGUGCUACACCAUGCUCGAAGAGAAAUACAAAUUUUAUUUGUCAUUUGAAAACUCUAUAUGCACUGAUUACGCCACUGAAAAAUUUUUCGAGGUUAUAAACCGUAAUAUUGUACCGAUUGUAUACGGAGGAGCCAAUUACAGUCAAAUCGCACCUCAUCAUUCCGUCAUCAACGCUCUCGAUUUCACACCGGAGAAACUGGCUGAGUUCUUGAAAAUGGUUGAUGCUAAUGACACCAUUUACAACGAAUACUUUUGGUGGAAAGGUCAUUAUCAAGUGGAAGCUGGCAUUGACCAAAUGACUGGCCAUGCGUUCUGCGACUUGUGCAAGAAACUUCACGAGGAGCAUAACGUAACGAAGUACUAUCCAGAAGUCGAAACAGAGUGGCACGCCGACAAGCAUUGCAAGCAAGUUAUUUCAUGGGAGACGAAUCAAUCAUCAACAACUUCAAAUUGAAUAACAAUGAAACAAAAUAAUGAAAAAAUAAACUAAAGAAAAUAUGA
Daphnia magna is the source of this 1651-nucleotide messenger RNA. Its product is annotated as alpha-(1,3)-fucosyltransferase C. Bases 390 to 1604 code for a protein of 404 amino acids. Gene Ontology annotation, molecular function: alpha-(1->3)-fucosyltransferase activity. The record is from RefSeq and is a predicted model, not a curated record. The transcript is spliced from 2 exons. Lineage: Eukaryota; Metazoa; Arthropoda; Branchiopoda; Diplostraca; Daphniidae. Gene Ontology annotation, cellular component: membrane.